AUGACUCUUCCUGUCACACGGGUGGCUGCUUGCCACUUUGCACCUGUUAUGAUGAAUAAGGAGGCAACGAUGGAGAAAGUGUUCAAUGGGGUGAGUGAAGCAGCAUCCAAGGGUGCAAAUUUAAUUGUAUUUCCAGAAACAUAUGUAUCCGCUUUUCCUUUAUGGGGAGCAUGCAAAGCUCCAAUUGACAAUCAUCACUUAUUCAAACAACUUGUUGAAAGUUCAAUUUAUAUAGAUGGACCUGAAAUUUCCUCUUUGCAAUCACUUUGCAAAGAGUUAUCAGUUGUAGUACUAUUAGGUUUCAAUGAAAGAUCUCGUGUUAGUGUCGGCUGCCUAUGGAACUCAUAUGUCUUGAUUGAUGAAAAUGGAACUAUUGGAGCACAUCAUAGAAAGCUAGUUCCUACCUUUUUUGAGAAGCUCUCUUGGGCCAAUGGGGAUGGUUCAGGUUUGAAUGUUAUUGACUCAAAAUAUGGAAAGAUUGGGUGUCUAAUAUGUGGGGAGAACACCAACUCGCUAGCAAGAUUUACACUUCUUAGCCAAGGUGAGCAGAUUCAUAUAUCCAUUUGGCCCCCUGCAGCAGAUAUGCACCGUCCUUCAGAAGAGACCAAAAGCUUCGACAAUAUUACCGCUAACAAGAUAAGGUGUGGGGCCCAAUGUAUAGAGGGUAAAUGCUUUGGGGUCCUCAGCUCAUCAUUUGUGGACCAAGCAAUGUUGGACUUUUUGAUUAAGGAUGACCCAUCCAAUGCAUCCUUUUAUAAUAACAUGUCCCAAGGAAUAACUUGCUUCUUGUCACCUUCUGGAAAUGAAAUAGGGGAUUCAUUAAGAUUUCAAGAGGGAAUUGCGUAUGCGGAUUUUGACUUAAAUACCACUAUCGAGCCUAAACAGUUCCAUGAUCUUGUUGGUGGGUACAAUCGAUUUGACGUAUUUAAGCUUCACGUAAAUAGAUCUCGUAACAUUCCGAUUUACUUU
Molecule: messenger RNA, 969 nt
Organism: Scheffersomyces stipitis CBS 6054
Lineage: Eukaryota; Fungi; Ascomycota; Pichiomycetes; Serinales; Debaryomycetaceae
Gene: NRL2
Product: carbon-nitrogen hydrolase family protein
Exons: 1
Molecular function (GO): catalytic activity
Source: RefSeq, a predicted model, not a curated record